Messenger RNA from Xiphophorus hellerii (green swordtail), 7557 nucleotides. RefSeq names its product major facilitator superfamily domain containing 8-like 2 (gene mfsd8l2). Gene Ontology annotation, biological process: transmembrane transport. The coding region runs from base 3538 to 4947 and encodes 469 amino acids. The transcript has 13 exons. Gene Ontology annotation, molecular function: transmembrane transporter activity. The record is from RefSeq and is a predicted model, not a curated record. NCBI's taxonomy places the organism in Eukaryota, Metazoa, Chordata, Actinopteri, Cyprinodontiformes, Poeciliidae.
AUCUCCCUGUGUCUCACACACACACACACACACACGCCAACCCACCCCCACACACACACACACACACACGAGGACAUAAAUCAAGCUUAAGCAACACAGCUUAAUGCCACUCGACCUCAGAUUUUAUGCUGUGUAUUGAUUUACGCUGUAAAAGAUGUCUGCUUCAGAUUCUUUGAAGCAAACAAAGAAUCUGAGGAUGUUUAAUCCACUUGAGGGUUAAACACCAAAAUCAUCUGCCAGUUUAGGACUUCAACUCUGACAUUAUAUAUAUAUAUAUAUUUUGUAAAUAUGUAUAGGAAGCUUUAAAAUAUAUUAAUUUGUUAUUACAGUAGCACAAUCUUGCACAAAAAAAAUGCUUGAACACAAAACAAACAGAACAAAUCAAUGGAUUUCACAGGAUUCGUGCCGCCCACUGAGUUUGAUGUGUUAAAUUAUUUCACAGGAGCCAUGAAAUGAAUGAAUACACAGUGAAAUUAUUAUUAGAUUAUUGAAUAAAGGAUUUAUUUAAAAAGAAAUAAACACAAAUUUUAUGAUUUAAAUUCAUUAUCUAACAAGGUAGAUUUAAUUAUUUUAUGGGACAUCUGAUUAUUUAAUUGCAAUUUCAUAAUUUCAUGGUAUAUUGAUAUAUUUAAUAAUCUAAUGACAUAUAAUUUAGUGCUAAAUUGAAUAAUCUGUAUGUUUUUAUUUAAUUCUGUCAUUUUUAUUUAUACCCAUCUGUUGUUAGUAGGUAGGAAAUAUAAGCAAAUAUAGCCAUCUUCUUUUAGAAGAAUGUUUUUCCCUCUACUUUCAAACCUAAAAUUAGGAAUAAAACUGUGGUAGACAUUCCCACCCCCCCCCAAAAACCAUAAGUUAUCUUUUCUCUAAAAGGCCACGUAACACUCGAGGCUCGGAAGCUGUUUUAUUUAGCCAGACCGAGGGCAACAGAUUGCCUCUUUGGACUGCAAAGGUUGCCACAGACAUCCAAGUGUAGAUCUGGAACAAAUAAGUCACAGUGUUGGGCAGUUUCACUCGAUGCAAACAUGAGCCGUCCGCGUUACUAUUUUCACGCCGUCCCCAACGUCUUGCCAGCAGAAUUUAUUUGGUGAAGCUCUGCCUGCAUUUCCAAGUGUUUUCCAGCCGUAAUGAACUCCCAGCUGUGUUUCCUCCAGGCCCUCGCCGCCAGGCCCAGUCGAUCAUUUGCUCUUACCGUGUCUGCCGCCUGCGAGCACCGUGCAGGUUGAUGUUAAUGGGGAUGCUAAACGACCUCCGGGGAGAAGCCGUGUUCAAGAACAUGCCCGGCUCUAUCUUGAGCCGCCUCCCUCGGCCCGCCGCGGGCAGCGAGGGGGAUUAAUGCACCGGGUUCCAGUUAAUUCACCGGGGAACUUCCUGUUGUUUACCAAAGCUCAAAGGUUCUGAAAGGAGCCGACGUUCAAAGGAAGACUCUCAGAACGGCUCAAGAACCGCUGCUAACAGAACGCCUGGCCGCUUUGAAGCAAAACACAAAGACUGCCGAUAAAAGUAAGAAGCAGGGAGAUCAACCGCAAACUAAAAGCUCCAGAGGGUUUAAAAACAGACCAACUAGUUUUGUAGAUGCCAAUAAUUAUGACCAACCUGGUGUUGGAUACCCAACUAGAAGAGUUCUGGUCAUAGAAGGAGCAAUAAUGAUAACCCUUUUCUACUUUUUUAGAAGUCUGCAUUUGAAGUAUUUGGGAUAAUUGCCUAUAAAACUUUAACAUUUUGGGUUUCCUUCCACAAUCGUACAUGUUUGCUAGAAUUUUGGUCCUCUCCUCCUGGUGGAACUGAGUCAGAUGUGAUAUCUGACUCGCUCACGAACACCCCCCCGCUCCCACACACACACACACACACACACACACUUUUCAGCUCUGCCCAUCAACUUUCUGUCCGCCUGAGAUCAGAAAUUUGUGAUGGCCGCUCCAGAACAUUGACUGCGCUGUUCUUAACAGUAAUAACACUGGUCAUUAUGGCCAAACAAUGAUGACCAAUAAUACAAACAAUAUUGUGGCCAAACAAUAAUGUGGUGUGAUUGUGGUUUAGUCAGACCACAAAACAUAUCUCUACAAAGUGUAAUUUAACCCCCUUGUGAAACCAUAACCCCACACCCAGACAAAUUUUGAAAAUUGCCCCAGAGUGGGCGGAGCCAGGAUACUUUGGGGCGUGGCCAAGUCAAGCAGAGGGGUGAUGAGUGGGUCUUGUCAGGAUGAGGGAAAGCCCUGUUGCCAGCUUAAAGAUUUUGUUGCUAUUGUUAGCGAUCUUUCAGAUCCCUCUAGUGACUUUAUUUUUUAAAGAAGUGACUAGCAGCAAAUCUAGCACCAUUUUUUGCAUGUUUUAGAGAGAUUUAUGGUGACGUGUGAAAGAGGGUUUUAGGCCAGACAUUGCAGAAUGAAACUCAUUUACACCAAAAUACCAAAAUUUGUACAGAAACAAAACGGUAGCACCCUUAAGAACUAAUUUAGGCAGCUUAUUUGGAAAAAUGUUUGGAUUUAGUUUACUGUCCAAGCCUUUUUCUCUUAGGGUGCAUUUGCAAACUAUAAACUGGCUUUUUGUUUCUUUUGAAGUGAUGGACAGCUCUGUGUUGAUCCUAUUAGAUCUUAAGUCAUUCUACGUUAAGAAUGAGACUCUCCUAUGACCCCUUAACUUGUGGGGUGCCACUAGGAUCAGUUCUGCAUCUUCGCAAGAGUGUUAGCAUUUGCUCUGGGCUGACUGUGGACAUUAAUGUGGCAUUUUUAAGGCAUCGGGAAAUUGUACCCAAGGCUGAACCAGUCUUGUGGCGUUCUCUUUCAAAUGUUUUUGUCACGAAUGUCACGAUGUCACACAAGAAGCGAUGUGUUUUAGGUGGAGUCAUAUUGUAUGAACACUUUGGAUUUUGCAGAAAGUGACCGACUUGAGAGAGAAAACAUUUGUCUGAUUAAUGUCAAAAAUUUGAAAGAAAGAAAAGUUUUUGUGACUUUUUCUAAAUUAUAUGUACAACACCUUGUUUCAACCGUAUAUGUUUAUUUAGAUUUUUUGUUGUUGAGUUAAGUUGGUACGAAACUCCUUUUUCUGUAAUAAAUAAAAGCAAACACCUUUGCAAGCAUACUGCAUGCUGCGCCCACUUCCUUACAGGACGGCAGCAGAAUCUGAUGCUUUUCAUGUAACUGAAGAAAACAAGAUUAAAAAUGCAUUAAGCGCCGAGUUCUCUGCCUCACCUGGCAACCCGAGACCUUGCCUUGACCGUGAGGCUCGCAGCUUGGUCCUGCACUCGAGCAGAAUUUCAUCUUUAGCGCAAAUGCCUAAUGGAGUUGUACCGCUGCAAUUAUUUCAAGUCGGGCUGAACUGUUUCUGUGCUGCUGUGAUAUCUUCACACAGCGAAGUCCUCGCUUCUGUUGUCUUGUCUUUAGGAAGCCGUGCUGUGAUCCUGUACAAUGGUGUGACUUAUUCCUCCAAUUAUCCGGGCCAGAGGCUGUAAGUGGACGCAUGGUGUGUCUUGUUAUCUUGUGGCGCCGCUGAACAUUUCACGACAACAUGUACUCGGUUCAGGGCGGCGAGUAAGUCAGCACAAUGGAGAAUCACCAGAAGAGGACUCUAACUUUCCUUACCAUCGGAUUGAUAUUCAUGCUGAGCGGGAUAGAGUACGCCGUCAUUCUACCCACAAUAUGGAGGUAUUUGCAGAUUCUGGAGGCUCCACCUUACUUCUUGGGUCUGGGCCUGUCUGCCUUCAGCCUGAGCGCGCUGCUCACUGGUCCUCUUUUCGGAGUCUGGUCGGAUCGAAGCAAAACCACCAAAUCCAUCAUCCUGUUCUCCAACCUCUUUGAAAUCGCUGGUAACUUCAUGUAUUUUAUUGGCUAUUCAAAGUGGCUGUUAUUAUGCAGUCGGCUUGUAGCAGGUGUGGGUGCAGGAGCAGGCUCCUCCAUCUUUGGCUUCCUAACCCGGAGCACUUUGCCAGAGGAGCGCGCCGGUAUCUUCGCAGCCAUCAUGGCCUGUCGUCAGGCCGGCCUUCUCGUCGGCCCGGCGUUCAACUUGUUCCUGCGGCUGUGUGAUUUCAAACUGGGGCCCUUUGCUGUGAACAAGUACACGUCUCCUGGGAUCUUCAUGUGUCUGCUGUGGACGCUGCUUCAGUUCGUCGUCCUGGCCGGGUACUGGGACGUACCGCCCAUAAGCUCGCAGGGGGGAGUCGUCCUGUUGGAGAUGAAACAAGAAGAGGAAGAGGAGGCGCCCCUGAUGGGGUCAGACGAGGAGGAGGCGCGUACCUACAGAGCCGUCGACUCCGACCAAUCGGAGACUUCGUUCGCGUCGCAGAGAGCCCACGAAACCUCAAACCCUUUUAAAAACUUCAGCGUCAGCAACGAGUUCCUGAGAGAAGAAGUGGUUGUUCUCCUUACGGCUCAGUUCAUCACUCUAUUCAACCAGACAGCGCUGGAGACCAUGGUGACCCCUCUGACGCAGCGCUACUUCAGCUUCGGCGAGCUGGGCAACAGCCUGAUGUACGGCCUGUGUGGGGUUGAGGUCAUCGCGGGCUUCUUCUUCGUGCGCUGGCUGAGCAGCAGGGUUGCGGACCGCGUGGUGCUGGCCGCUGGCCUGGUCAUCUGCUCCACCGCCUGUAUCUGGUGCCUCGUUUUCCUCUGCAAGCCCCGAGGUGGAUUUGAGUGGCAGCUUUCAACUUUCAUAGUGGGAGUUUUCCUGCAGCUGCUGGGGCUUCCGUUCGUGGCUGUGUCUCAGGUGUCGCUCUUCUCCAAAGUCACUGCUGAGAAAACUCAAGGGUUCAGCCAAGGUGUCCGGCGCUCCGUUGGAGGCCUGGCUACCAUCUUGGGUCCUUUGUGGGCCGGAGGAUUGACCAACAACUUGUACAUAAUGCUGGGCCUGAUGCUGGCUCUGCUCGUCAUGAUCACAGUUAUGACAGUCCUGUCCUACGAGCGGCUGGCCGAGCCGAGGGUGGUGCAGUGUGCCCAGAGCGCCGACAGCGGAGGGUAGAGGAGCGGGCCGAGACGGACCGGGGGCCGGGGGGGGGGGGGGGGGCCUGCACUUCACUUCACUUCACUUUAGAGAGAAUAAAUCCAAGUUUCCUGAAGAGGAAAGCGCAUGAGCGCGGAAUAAAGACGAUCAAAAAGCUUUGCACACCGUCUCCCCCACCAGCCUGCAUUAGGAUGAACCGCAUUAUUCAUAUUACCACCAGAUAAUUAAUUACAUUUUACACAAGGGGGCACCAUUGCUCUCACGUUGAGUACUUACAGACAUAAUUGUAGAUGAAAGCUAUUAUUUUUAAGGAGAACUAUUUAUACUCCCCUGUGUAAGUGGAGAAAAAAAAGCUGUUUUUUUUUUUUUCUUUCUUCCUUUCCUGUGCGACCCGUGUAUCAGAAAUGUGUUUUUUUUUCUUCCCCCUGUGAAGAGGAAAGCUCUCUCUGAAAAUGAAACGGUUGACACAAUGAGUGCAGAAAGUGGAGUUGUCAACAUCUCAGCGGCUUCGUGUCAAGAAAGCUGACAGGAGAAGAGGGUCAAAGACAGCGAUUCUUCACCGAUUUAUUGGUACCUUUCUUUUUUUUUCCUAAAAAGAGGGGGAAAAAAGCGGAACACACACACACACACACACACCCACACACACCCACACCCAAAAAGACUUGGAUGUAAUUACACCAUGUUACCUGAAUUCCUUCCUGUUCGGCUUGAACAAAUGAGACACUCAUGAAGUUUAAAAAAAACAACAACUCAAUACAAUAAAAAAUACUUGCUAAAUUGCCAAUUCUAUCCUUUUAACUAAAGGGAGCAAAUAAAAUUUUAACAACAUACAUUCAUAAUUUACAAUUUGACAAGGUGUGAGUAGUGUACAGUCAGCUGUUCUUGCCUGUGUUCUCCUCUAGGAUGUGCUGCGCUACACAUCAGCAGACGAGGGAGCAAUGCUGUAAGCAACAUCAAGGCAUCGUCGAUUCUCUUUGUAGAAACGAGUGUUGGUUCGGCUAGUCUCUGUGUUUUUGCAUAAUUGCAGAUAAGGCUCAGUAACCUUUCCAGUUUUCCUCGCUCAGCAUGUGAUAUUUGCCUUCUUUUUUUUUUUCUUUUUCUUUUUUUCUUUUGCCCAAAAUGGAAAUUCUAAUCUCUGGGACUCAAGGACAUAAUAUAUAUAAGUACUUUUCUGCCCUGAUCAGCGUAUUGAGGUGCUUGACAUUUGAAGGGAGAUAACAGAGUGCACAGAUUCGGGUCAGGCUAGAAUGUGACUCACUUUGAACAGCGGCUCUGUCUUCCAGGACGCGUCUCUCCUUUCCACUGACGAAAACAGACAGUUUACGGUGAACCUGCACUUCAAUCUGCGGGGAUUUAUUUUUCAUUUGGAUAUUUAUGGCUAAGAAGAAGAAGGGGGGGAGGGGGGAAGCACAGCUAGGUAGCAUUUAAAACAAAACUGCUUUAUUCUGCUCUGACAGAAGCUUAACAAACCUGCUGAGUGACUCGCAUCGCUGCUGUCUUUUUGUUUGCUGUUUUGCCGUCAUUCUGUGAACAUUUCAAAAGCAACGCGGCGUUUUUAAAAGGCGUCACGCGCUUCGCUCCACGUCCAAACGGAGAUAAACGAGGAAGUCGGAGGGCCUUCGUGGCUUCACGUGAACCGAACCAGCCGGCUCAGCAGCCGCGGCGAUGAACAUUUUUUCUUUUAAAAAAAAAAGAUACACAGAACAACCAUUUGAUGUAGGGGCAACCAAUUAUUUCUGUUAGCCAAGGACAGGCGUGCGUCGCUAUGGAGAUGGGACUUUGGAAAGGAUGGUGGUGGUGGUGGUGAUGGUGGGGGAGUUAGCCAGGGAGCGUGGACGCAGUGGAUGUUUUGGUGGAGCAGAGCGUGGAACCUGUUCCUGCCACUGAGAUGAAGCAGAUACGGCGCAGUAAUUACAGUUUUCCUCCUCUGCUGGAAGGAACGUUUCUUCUUUCAGUUCAACAUUCCAUUAGGAAGACAAUAAAUGAAAGGCUCUGUACACUGUACUGGGUUUUCAACCCUUUUAAAAAUAUAUAUAUAUAGACGAUGACAAUGUUCUGAUGAAUGAAGGUCUGCACGGUGGAAAGAAUAGGUCAGAUAAUUACAGAAAGAGGAAGCUUGGAUCGUCUCAAGUAGGUUCUGUGAAGAAGUUGUGAAUCAUUACUAUCUUACCUUCGGUAGAUAAGCGUUUUAUAUACAGUUUGGAUUAAAGAAAAGAAAAUGCGCAGCCUCGGAGAGCUGGUGAUUUGUCAGGGCCGCAAAUUUCUUCCAUCUGAAAAGAGUGGAAACAGAUUAGCAAACACUAUAUUACUGCAGUCUGCACAGGCCUGCAGCUCGCCACACACUAUGUCACCUACUGCAAAAUUGAACAGAUUAAGUGUUUCUAGUGAGAUAAAAAAAAAAGAAGAAAAUCAAUAAAAUAGCAACCGUUCUAUAAUAUCUUUAUUUUUUUACCCUACAUGUCUGCUUUGUUGCACAAGUUGUGUUUCACCCAAGUAUUCUGUACUGUGAAGUAUCACUGUCUUUGUUGGACGGAUGUUCCGAUCCAGUUCAAGGCAUCAUCUCAGGUUUCCAGUCAAGGCCUUUUAAAUUACUUUUGUUCGAACAUCUCAUUAAACUUUUGGACCCUU